Drosophila novamexicana is the source of this 1878-nucleotide messenger RNA. RefSeq names its product myosin-G heavy chain. Gene Ontology annotation, molecular function: protein binding; DNA-binding transcription factor activity, RNA polymerase II-specific; RNA polymerase II cis-regulatory region sequence-specific DNA binding. The record is from RefSeq and is a predicted model, not a curated record. Gene Ontology annotation, biological process: regulation of transcription by RNA polymerase II. The annotation marks the transcript as partial. NCBI's taxonomy places the organism in Eukaryota, Metazoa, Arthropoda, Insecta, Diptera, Drosophilidae. The transcript is spliced from 3 exons.
AUGCCGCUUGGCGUUGGCGGCGUUGGCGGCGUCAUGUCCACGCCGCCGGAUGUUAUACUCGAGGUGGGUCCAGCGCCGAGCAGCGUGCGCUUUGUGGCCCACGCUCUGGUGCUGGGCAUGCACAGCGGCUAUUUGCGCUCGGCCAUACGCAUGGAUGAGGCAACAGUUGCAGCCGCAGCGGCAGCGGCAGCAGCAACACCAACAGCAACAGCAACUGUUGCUGCUGCUGCUGCGGCUGCUGCUGCUGCUGCUGCCGCUGCUGCUGGCGGUGAAUUGCUGCUGUAUCUGGGCAAUGUGACGGCGGAGCAGUUCGCGCCGCUUUUGACAUACAUGUACACCGGCUACUUGGAUCUGAAUGUGGACAACAUAUUUGCCGUGUUGCUGGCGACGCAUGUGCUGCAUAUGCCGCGCGCCCUGGAGAUUUGUCGCGCGUUUCUGGCGCGCGCCCAAACCGAGGGCUAUCUGAGCGGCAGUCCAGCCAAUCCGCACCAGUUGCAGCUGGCCGCCAGUGGCGCCGGCUCCAAGAUCAUCAGACCCAUACCAAGCAAAGCGACAUUGCCCAAUUUUGGCUUUCUGCCAGCACCGCCGCCGCCAACAAUUGCUGCUGCAGCCUACAUGCAACAGCCGGUGGCAGCAGCUGAGCAACUGCAAUUGACAGAGUCGGAACAGCAGCAACAGCAGCUGGAGAAGGAGAAGGAGAAGAAGAUAGAGGACACAGUGGCGGAGGAGGAGGAGGAUGUGGAGGUGUUUAUCGACAGCAACACGGCCAGCGACAAUGAGCUCGACACGGAGGAUUGCAAUGUGUCCGUCGUAAGCAGUCUGGCGAGCAGCAGCGCCGCCAGCAGCCUGAACAUUGAGCGUGUGGAUAGCAAAAAGCAAGCGACGCCGCCGCCGCCACCGCCAGCGCCGCCAGCAGCGGCAGCAGCAACUGUUGCCAACAAGCUGCGACGCGGCGGCAACAGCGCACGCAAAAGCUCAACCAAACGCGGCAGCAACAACAACAACAACAGCAGCAGCAACAACAGCAACAGCAACAGCGGCAGCGGCAACAAUCGUGGACUGCAGCUGGCCAAGACGCCGCUGCCGAGCGUGCAACUGGAGACGGCAACACCGGCCACCAAAUUCAUCAUCGAUGUGGCCAGCUGCGAUGGACCCGUGCGCUUUCGCCGCAUACUCAACACGGCGUACGGCCAUAAGCCGGACAACAGCUGCCUUGAGGCAGCUGGCGGCGGCGGCGAGCAGCGCACACAGCAGAGCGUCAGCUAUUCGUUUCACCAGCAAAUGGCGCGGGCCAUCAGCAGCCAGCAGCGGCAGCAGCAGCAGGAGGCGAACGAGAACAGCGGCGAUGCGGCAGCAGCACCAGCAGCAGCAGCAACAACUGCAACAGCAGCAACAACAACUGGCGCAGCAGCAGCAACAUCUGCAACAGCAGCAACACAUCGCAAGCAAACGCAUGCGGAGCUGUUCGUGUGCGUUUACUGCAAACACACGUUCAAAUCGCAGUAUUGCUAUCAGAAGCACGCCAAGCGGCAUCUCAAUCCGCUCAGCUUGGACAAGAAGUUGGCGGCGACAACACCGGAGCUUAGCAGCAGCAGCAGCCCAACAGCAGCAGCAGCAACAACAGCAGCUGCAGCGGCAACAGUUGCUGCGGGCGCAGAUGCCACAUUGUCGGCGGCAGCCUUGCUGCGACGCGAGGUGCGUCCGCUGGACAUGAAUGUGCAAUAUUAUCCUUGCAAGACGUGCGGCAGCAAGUUUCCCAGCUACUAUUUUGUGCACAAGCAUCGCAAGCUCUGCCAUGCCGAUGAGCUGGACAACAGCAGCAACAACAACAACAAUAACAGUUCGACUAGCAGCAGCAGCGGCGGCAAUAGCAACAGC